Molecule: messenger RNA, 687 nt
Organism: Polychytrium aggregatum
Lineage: Eukaryota; Fungi; Chytridiomycota; Chytridiomycetes; Polychytriales
Exons: 6
Coding region: 1-645 (214 amino acids)
Biological process (GO): double-strand break repair via break-induced replication; DNA-templated DNA replication
Cellular component (GO): GINS complex
Source: RefSeq, a predicted model, not a curated record
AUGUCGGACCCAAGCCCAUGGCCGGCGCCGGAUCAGGACGACCAGGAUGCUGUCUACGAGAACGAUGACUGCAAGGUCCUGACACAAGCCUGGAUCAACGAACGAUGUGCGCCCGAGCUCCUCCCGUUCGAAACCCAGGUCGUCGCCAACCUGACGGAGAUGAUCGAGGCGCAGACCGAGUGCAUCAGCGCUUUCAACGAUGCCGAACGAACUUUUGAGGAUACAUUUGCCAACAUGAUGCUGGAGCAGGAGCUCGAGCGAAUCAAAUUCGUCAUCAAAUCGUAUCUGCGGACGCGGCUCAGGAAGAUCCAGGAACACACAUUUUUCAUCCUGAACGAGGCCGAAUACAGCAGCCGGCUGUCGCCAAAGGAGCUUGAGUUUGCACAGAGAUUCCAGGCGCUCCGGGAUCACUGUUGCGAGCAGUCCUUCCUGAAUACCCUGCCCCGGUCGUACCAGAAGCCGGAGGAGCGAGCGACGGCACCAGACAUGAAUGAGGCAAUCUUUUGUCGGAUACGCGAGGAUAUCGGCGAGUUCCAGCUGAUCGACAGUCUUGAGACGAUCGAACUACGGAAGGAUGACCUGUACAUUCUGCCAUACCAAGCCAUUCGAGAGCUGCUGAGGCGAAACCUUGUGGAUCUCAUCUAACCCAGACAGACAAGACUCACUGCUCGUGCACGUCUCGUCGCU